CUCUGCCUGGCUGCCAGCAUGUCUGGGGCGGAGGUGCUGGACACCCAGGGACCUGCAGGCGCUGCGGAAUGCACGGGGGACGUCCCCUCUCUUAAAGAAAUCGAGCAGCUCCUGAACACCGGACGGCCCUCUUGCAACCACGUUGAUGAAGUAUGGCCUAAUCUCUUUCUAGGAGACCUAGUAACAGCUCACAACAGAUUUGUUUUGUGGAAGAUGGGUGUGACCCAUGUUUUAAAUGCUGCCCAUGGUACAGCCUACAGCCACGGAGGCCAGGACUAUUAUGGAGCGACCAUUCAUUAUUAUGGUGUCCCAGCCCAUGACCUGCCAAGCUUUGAUAUAAGCCAGUUCUUUUUCUCUGCAGCACAAUUUAUCCACAAAGCCUUGAACACACCAGGAGCUAAAAUAUUGGUACAUUGUGCAGUUGGAGUGAGCAGGUCCGCUUCUCUGGUCCUGGCAUAUCUCAUGAUAAAUCACCACCUCCCAUUAGUUGAAGCCAUCAAAACAGUGAAGGAGCAUCGAUGGAUUUCACCCAAUCGUGGCUUUCUGAAACACCUGCGAAAUCUGGAUGUUCAGCUACGGCAAAAGAAAGACUGCUGA
Molecule: messenger RNA, 597 nt
Organism: Myiozetetes cayanensis
Lineage: Eukaryota; Metazoa; Chordata; Aves; Passeriformes; Tyrannidae
Product: dual specificity protein phosphatase 13-like
Exons: 3
Coding region: 19-597 (192 amino acids)
Biological process (GO): negative regulation of MAPK cascade; protein dephosphorylation
Cellular component (GO): cytoplasm
Molecular function (GO): protein tyrosine/serine/threonine phosphatase activity; MAP kinase phosphatase activity
Source: RefSeq, a predicted model, not a curated record